AUGAGCGAAAGAAAAACAGAACUUAGAACUCAAGAUGUAGCCUUGAAAUUGAAUAGAUUAUUCCCGGACAGUCAUGGACAAUCUCCUAGGGAUGUAGUGAAAGUAGUGAAAGAAUCGUAUCAGUAUAUAUAUAGCGGACUUUCCCAAAUCAAAUCAUCAGUUGAUUCACUUAAUCACAGCCUUGUACAUCUACCUAAACAUUGUACAAUGAAUAAUUUUUUGUGUGUAUCAUUCUUAGUGGCUAUCGCAACCGUAAAUGCCGGCUUCGCAGGCAGUUACGGAGGUCAUGAAGGUUAUGGUGGAGAUGGAGGUGGACACGAUAUUUCCCAUACUGUAGAAAUAACAAAGCACGUACCUAUUCCUGUUUACAAACAUGAAGCAGUGCCAAUUCCACACACUAUCCCUGUGCCAAUUCCAAAACCAGUUGCUGUACCCGUUCCUCAACCCUAUCCUGUUCACGUGAAAGUACCCCAGCCUGUUGCAGUGCCUGUUAUCAAGACUAUCACUAUUCCCGUUGAGAAACCAGUACCUUACAAAGUAGAAAAAGAAAUUCCGUACCACGUUGAGAAGCCAGUACCAGUUCCAGUAGAAAAACACGUACCCAUCAAGAUCCCCAAGCCAGUACCCGUCAAGGUACCAGUAUACAAAGUAGUCUACCAUCAUAGCAAACACUAAGUGAAAGA
Molecule: messenger RNA, 683 nt
Organism: Diorhabda carinulata
Lineage: Eukaryota; Metazoa; Arthropoda; Insecta; Coleoptera; Chrysomelidae
Exons: 3
Coding region: 1-675 (224 amino acids)
Source: RefSeq, a predicted model, not a curated record